Centruroides sculpturatus (bark scorpion) is the source of this 2135-nucleotide messenger RNA. Its product is annotated as cationic amino acid transporter 2-like. The transcript is spliced from 7 exons. Gene Ontology annotation, biological process: transmembrane transport; amino acid transport. Gene Ontology annotation, molecular function: amino acid transmembrane transporter activity. The record is from RefSeq and is a predicted model, not a curated record. Bases 85 to 1803 code for a protein of 572 amino acids. Gene Ontology annotation, cellular component: plasma membrane. Lineage: Eukaryota; Metazoa; Arthropoda; Arachnida; Scorpiones; Buthidae.
GGUUUGCACGAAACGCGACUCAGUAGAUGUCUUAAUGUAUUUGAUAUAACUUUCUUAGGAAUUGGUAGUACGCUGGGACUUGGAAUGUAUGUUCUAGCUGGGCAAAUUGCUAGUACUAAAGCUGGACCAGCUGUUACUUUAUCAUAUUUUAUUGCUGCUCUUGCAUCAGUUUUUGCAGGUCUUUGUUAUGCAGAAUUUGGAGCGAGAGUUCCAAAAGCAGGAUCGGCUUAUGUUUACAGCUAUGUUACAGUUGGAGAGUUUAUUGCAUUUAUUAUUGGAUGGAAUCUCAUCCUGGAAUAUGCCAUUGGAACUGCAUCAGUUGCCAGAGGUUACAGUGGCUAUGUUGACUCUUUGAUUGGGAAUAAAAUACAGAAUUUUUUUGAAAAAGUAAUGCCAAUAGAUAUUCCAAACAUGUCAUCUUAUCCUGAUUUUUUUGCUUUUGGAAUUGUUAUGCUAUUAACAGUUUUGCUUUCAUUUGGAGUAAAGGAGUCAUCAAAAUUGAAUAAUGUAUUUACUGUUGUUAACUUAUUAGUUGUAGUAUAUGUGCUCAUUUGUGGCUCUUUUAAAGCUGAUAUACAUAAUUGGGAACUUCCAAAAUCUAAGAUUCCUAAAGACAGAGGAGAUGGUGGAUUUUUUCCAUAUGGUAUAAGUGGAAUGCUACGAGGAGCUGCUGUAUGUUUUUACAGUUUUGUUGGAUUUGAUUGUGUAGCAACUUUAGGAGAAGAAGUGAAAAAUCCACAAAAAUCUAUUCCAAUUGGAAUAGUUGGAUCGUUGGUAGUUUGUUUUUUGGCAUACUUUAGUGUGUCGGCAAUUCAGACUUUGAUGUGGCCUUAUUAUGAUCAGUCUGAUUCAGCUCCAUUGCCAAAUGUAUUUGCAAAAGUUGGUUGGACAAGUGCCAAAUGGAUAAUAUCUGUUGGAGCUCUUGCUGGAUUAUCUACCAGCAUGUUAGGAGGAAUGUUCCCACUUCCUAGAGUUCUUUUUGCAUUGGCAAAUGAUGGAUUGAUUUUUAAAUUUAUUUCAAGAAUAAAUCAGAGAUUUAAGACACCAAUUAUAGCCACAAUUAUUUCUGGUAUUUUAACAGCGUUACUGGCAAUGUUGUUUAAUGUUGACGAAUUAGCCAGCAUGAUGUCUAUUGGAACACUUUUGGCAUAUACAUUAGUUGCAGUUUCUGUUUUAGUUUUGAGAUAUAAACCAACUAAUAUGAUGCUACAGAGUUCAUCUUCUGAAGAUGAUGAUUUAUCUGAAUCAAAUAAGAUGAGAGAAGUAAAUAACUCUAGUAUAGUGUAUGAAAAUUUUUCCAUCUCACGGAAUUAUUUGUAUCAAAUCUUUAAUCUUUUGAAACUGAAAAAUCCAACAAAGCUUUCGAGUAGAGUGUCUGUACUGUUUAUUUCAUUUAUAGGAUUACUCUUAAUUGGCAUUGAUGUUAUUUUAUGCUUCUUCUUUAAUAAAAUAUUAGAGAAAAACUUAGGUGUAAUAAUAGGAUUGUGUUUGCUCACAGUGUUAGUUAUUGUAGCUUUUAUAGCCCUUAGUCUUCAGCCUAAAAAUCAAGAGAAAACAAAUUUUAAGGUGCCAUUAGUACCGUUUACCCCAUUACUAAGUAUAUUUAUCAAUAUUUAUUUAAUAUUGUAUUUACCUGAAAACACUUGGAUAAGAUUUGCAAUAUGGAUGGCUAUAGGUUUCUCUAUAUAUUUCGGUUACGGAAUAGUUUACAGUUUAGAACGUGAAACAAAAUACAGUAUACCACCCGAACAAAUUAUCAUCAACGGCGAAGGACUAGAGGAUGAUCCUUUGUUAAAAAGUUAAUACUAUUAAAACGUUAGAGUUUGUACAAAGACUUUGUGCAUUAUUAUUCUUCCGAGAUGUUCUAAUUUUAUAAAUUAUUUACAAAUUAAAAUUUACCAAACUAUACGAAGAAACUAUUUCGAUAUUAAAUGUAUCUUUUUAUAGAAGAAGAAAAAAAAGAAAUGAUACGAAAUGACUGUGAUAUUUAACAAAAUGUGUACAGACGUUUAACUUUGUAUUAAUAGAAAAAAAAUAUAUAUAUUUUGAAUGUAAAAAAGAUGCGUUACAAUUGUGGCCAGUAAAUUUUAAAAUAAUUGUAAUGUUUGAAAGACGAAUAAAUUAAUUUCAUUUAA